Molecule: messenger RNA, 849 nt
Organism: Tupaia belangeri chinensis (Chinese tree shrew)
Lineage: Eukaryota; Metazoa; Chordata; Mammalia; Scandentia; Tupaiidae
Gene: MYL2
Product: myosin light chain 2
Exons: 7
Coding region: 92-592 (166 amino acids)
Molecular function (GO): calcium ion binding
Source: RefSeq, a predicted model, not a curated record
UUUAAACUUGGGGAGGAAGUAUUUAUUGUUCGGGCGAGGAGCGCUGGGCAGCGGGUGGAGUUCUUUCCAGAGCCACGCUGUGUCCCUCACUAUGGCACCAAAGAAAGCCAAGAAAAGAGCAGAGGGCGCCAACUCCAAUGUGUUCUCCAUGUUCGAGCAGACCCAAAUCCAGGAAUUUAAGGAGGCCUUCACCAUCAUGGACCAGAACAGGGACGGCUUCAUCGACAAGAAUGACCUGAGAGACACCUUUGCUGCUCUCGGGCGUGUGAACGUGAAAAAUGAAGAAAUCGAUGAAAUGAUCAAGGAGGCACCAGGUCCAAUUAACUUCACUGUGUUCCUGACGAUGUUCGGGGAGAAGCUUAAGGGCGCAGACCCAGAGGAGACGAUUCUCAAUGCAUUCAAAGUGUUUGACCCCGAAGGCAAAGGGGUGCUGAAGGCUGAUUACGUUCGGGAGAUGCUGACCACGCAGGCGGAGAGGUUUUCCAAGGAGGAGAUUGACCAGAUGUUCACCGCCUUCCCCCCGGACGUGACUGGCAACCUGGACUACAAGAACCUGGUGCACAUCAUCACCCACGGAGAAGAGAAGGACUAGGGGCGUGCUCGCCACAGGCCCCGGCCCAUCUCCGGGGGGAGGUUCCCGGCCCCCCACCUCUCUUCUUGGUCCCACCUCCGUCCCUGGCCCUGGCCCAUCAGCUCGUGGCUGUCUUGUUUAUCCACUCCAUUGUCUUUGCAGCCUGGGUGGCUUAUAGAUAGCUCGUGGCCACACCUCCUGCAGGCGGAGAUCCAUGGAGGCUGUGUUCAAAUAAACAGGAGGUCGGGAUUUGGUCCUGACGUUCCUUUGACAAGUGC